Molecule: messenger RNA, 1509 nt
Organism: Penicillium daleae
Lineage: Eukaryota; Fungi; Ascomycota; Eurotiomycetes; Eurotiales; Aspergillaceae
Exons: 3
Coding region: 1-1509 (502 amino acids)
Source: RefSeq, a predicted model, not a curated record
AUGCCGCUCCAUACCAAUACUCAGAGUCUGCGCUCGAGGAAGCCUAAGAAGGAGGGAAGGAAAAGAACCUCAUCCACCGUUUCCAAUUCCACAACAAUCACCCAGGCGGGCCCUGGGCAAAGUCCAAAAAUUAGCGACAAGAGGCCAUCACCAACUGAACAAUCCAAUGCAGCAAAACAAACCGUGAAGCCGCUGGUAGCGCCUGAGGCCCCGCUAGACAAGCCUGUCGAGCCGGCGAAGAAAGUUCCGAACGUAUUCGAGUUUUUGGAAGAGAGUGAUCAAUCGUCGUCAUCGUCGUCAGAAUCGGAAUCUUCUGGUGACGAAGAACCAGCACCCCCAGUGCAUGCCCAAGCUAUCGCUAAGAUCCAAUCGCCGAAGCCUCGAUCGAGUCCCAUCCCGCACCCACUACUGGUAUCUCAGAAGCCUACAUUAACUCCGCCAACUACCACGACAUCAAGAAUCUCAAGUGACUCACGCCCACCCCCACCGGCACCCAGUGCACCGGCGCCAUUAGAGAGACAACUGCAGAUCACUCGAAGACCAGUCCCGUCGCCCAAAGCAUCUCCAUCUCCGAUAGAGCCUCUCUCCUCAGAGAAACAUCAAUUGCAACUUUCCCGACCAGAAAGCUACUACACUUCGACAGACGCAACUGCCCUUCACCGACCACCUCUUCCUCCAUCGCCACCGAGUAGUCCAGAAGACAGCCUUCAUCGGGGCAUAGCGGUCAAACGACGAGACUCAAAUGCACCCCAGAUACUAUCAGGAUAUGGGCUUGUUGCAUCGCAUCUCACCACCUCUGCCACGCAAGAGAAAGCAGCCUUCCCUCCGCUGUAUCGACGCUUUGAAAGCGUGAACCAUCGUGUCUUGUUGCAUCUUCAAGAUGAAAUCUCCCAAAUGGAGGAAGAUCUCCACACUCUCGACGAGUAUGAGGAGAUGCAUCGAGUCGCCACGGCCGAGCAAGAGGGUACCAAACCACAACCUCCCUCACGCCGAGUCGACCUUCAGUCUCAGGCGUAUUCAUCGCUUCAUUACCGGCGCAUGGAUUUGAUGGCUGCUCUUGUCCAGAAGACAGAGCAAUACAAUACUGCACUCAGUGCAUACAGCAAAGUCCUUCAAACUCUCCCUCGCGCCUCAGAUGACGACAUCACCAACUACCGCUCAUGGAUGAAAGAACACAACCCGAUCGCCGCCGCCGAAACCCGCUUCCUCGACCAGGACGCGGACCUGGUCGCACUCACCCCGCGACUGGCAGCCUCCGCCGCCGCAGCACCGGUCUACAUGGCCAUCAUCAUUGCCUCUGGCGCUCUUUUGAUGCCGCUUCUGGCAUUUAGCAUGAUUGCCGAGUUCUCGGGCCGACUCGUCGUGGUGACGGUUACCGGUGGCGCAGCGGCUGCUAUCGCCGCAAAUUAUUCCACGGGUAUUGAAGCCCUGGUGGAUUCCAGGGAUGGUUGGAGGUGUGCAACACUAUACUUUGGCUUCAUGACCAUCGCCGCAAUGUUCAUCCCAUGA